AUGCGCACAGCUGAGGCGCGCGCGGACGCCGUGCAAAGCAACUUGCAGGAGCACCUCGCGUGGGCCCAACAGGCCCCCACGGACGCGCUGCAACAGUGUCUGAACUCGCAUGUCAUUAGUGCCUAUUUGGACCGUCGCGCAGCCUGUAAACACGCCGUCGACGACCAGACAGCAGCAGACAAAGAGAAUUGUCUCGAGACGAUUCAGCGAGGACGUGACGCACUGCAGAAGUUCCAAGCGCUGCGGGCGCGAUCAAGAGCGUCGACGAAGCUGACGGUGGUGCCGACGCCACGAAUUGCUCUGGGAACGAUUCCAGUCGUCACUUGUGGUCGUCGUGCGUCGAAAGUUGCUGCACAAACGACAGCCAGUCCCUCGACGGAUGGCUAUCGCAACGAGCAUGGAAGAGUUGGAGCAGCAAGUGAGCCUCGGCCAGUGACAGACUUCGAGACUACUGCUGCCGUAUCCAACGCGGUUGUGGACCUCACGCAGUCGACUGUGACAGCGCCACCGGUCGCUCGAGCUGGUCCAGGCAAGACGACGUACCAGAACAGUGGACCAGAACGACAUGGAGAUAGCACUAGAGUGCAGCAGAUGUCGUACUCAGCAAUCGACGAGGAGGAUGUGGAUCGUUUGUUUGGUGAUGUGGACGUGGACGUGCUGGUUGCUAAUCACCAGCGCGCCCAAGAACAAAGUGAUCGCCGAACCGUCUCGAUGACGUCGAAUGAAUACUUGACGCCAUCUGGUUCUUCUUCGGUACCGAUCGCUGCAUCUCCGGAGUCUGCUACAGUCGAAGUGGCUGAUGAGUUGCGUGAGUUGAUUAAACGAACGCGCGAGUGUCUUCGCAAAGCUCGCGAGGAGUGCGAUGACGCAUCCCUGGAAGGAGACGUGCCAGAAUAUAUGCAGCGACGUCGUGUAGCGCUGGAACAAAAGUUGGAGCUACUGAGUAAGCGGUACAGGGAGUGCAAAGGCACGGCGAACGCAUCGCCGGGCAGCCAAAGUGUGCCUCCUGCUCAGCCUUUGCCCCGAAACGUGCCAGUUCCACACACGUACGACAGUAGAGCUGACGCAUCGAGCAAAGCUCCAACGUGCUCGUGCGGCAUGUCAACUAUAGAAGCGCGGGUGCAGCACGGAUCAAACGCGAAUCGACUGUAUUACCGUUGCAGUACGUGCGGAUUCAAUUCUUGGGUGGACGGUGAAUGUGGGACUAGCCAUGGGCGUUACAACGAUGGGGAGACCCGAACUCGUUCGAUCGUGGUAGAGCAGCCCUGCGUCUCUAGCGAUCCAGCUGUGACUUCGAACAUGCAGCGGGCGAAGCGAGUGCUCCGCGACAUUUUCGGCCACAAUGCGUUUCGGCCGAAUCAGGAACGGACAGUCAUGGAGGCGUUCAGUGGCCGAGAUGUGUUCGUUUUGAUGCCUACAGGAGGCGGCAAAAGCCUCUGCUUCCAAUUGCCUGCGUGCAUCAAUGAUGGCGUUACCAUUGUCGUGUCUCCUUUAGUAUCGCUGAUCCAAGACCAAGUGCAACAGCUGGAGGCUCUUGACGUGGGUGUAGCGAACCUGAAUGGCGACCAGGACUACGACAGCGUGCAACGACCAAUCAUCUCGCAGCUCUUCUCAAGCCGCAUUACGAUAAAGAUGCUAUACGUUACCCCGGAGAAGAUCGCGUCGAGCAAUCUGCUCAACAACGUGUUUGAGUCGCUCGAGAAACGCGGACUGCUGGCUCGAUUCGUGAUCGACGAGGCACACUGCAUUAGUCAAUGGGGCCACGAUUUUAGGAAAGACUAUAUGAAUCUAGGAACGUUGCGAUCCAAAUUCCCGUCGGUGCCCAUUAUGGCGCUGACGGCUACAGCAAACACACAGACGGAGGCCGAUAUUGUCAAGAAUUUGAAGCUGAGGAACCCGUUCAUCACUCGGUCGAGCUUCAAUCGGCACAAUUUGACGUACGACGUACGCAAGAAGAGCCCCAAAUUCAUGAGUGAGAUUGCAGAUUACGUUCGGAAGCACAUCGAUGACUCUGGGAUCAUCUAUUGCUUGUCCAAAAAGGAUUGCGAACAAACAGCAGAGAAGCUGAUCAAAGCGUUGGGGUUCGAGAACACGCGCAAAGCCAGUCAGAUCUCGUUUUACCACGCAGGACUGGAACCAGACGACCGUGCGUUUCGCCAUCACGAGUGGAGCAAAGGCAAGAUCAAGCUUAUUUGCGCCACUAUAGCCUUCGGGAUGGGGAUCAACAAACCGGACGUGCGCUACGUUAUUCACCACACGAUUCCUCAGUCCGUGACGCACUACUACCAGGAGGCUGGCCGAGCCGGGAGAGAUGGCGAAACGGCGAACUGCAUCCUCUACUAUUCCUUUUUGGAUUUGACCCGACGUCGCAAACUGAUUACGAAAGACCGCGAAAACGCGCAGCACCGCAACGUUCAUCUGCAGAACCUUCGACGUAUGACCGAGUUUUGCGAGAACCAAGUCGAAUGUCGACGAACGUCUCUUCUCGAGUAUUUUGGCGAGCAUUUUUCGAGUGAGCAAUGUCAUGGAACGUGCGAUAACUGCAAAAACAAGGCUUUGGGAAUGACGUUUGAGAAGUCAGACGUGACUGAAGACUGCGUGUUGCUGGCCGAAAUGAUCAAAACGCUUCACGAAGCCGGCGAUCCCACGACGAUUGUACAAGUAGCUCAAAUAUUCCUCGGCCUGGUGGUGAAGGGCAAAGAAUGGAAGCAAGACCAGUUCUCACAGCUCAGAGGGUUCGGUAAAGGCAAGGGCCGCUACUCGCGUAGUGAGGUGGAGCGCAUACUAUAUCACAUGAUCCUGCGGCAGUAUCUGCGCGAAGUGGAUCAAACAAACGCGAAAGGCUUCACUACGACGUUCUUGUCGCUAGGAUAUAACGCAAACCGACUCAAUCGUGGCGAACGGGUUCGCAUUGUGUGCAAGACAAAACACCAACCGCGUGCGUCUGCUAGCGACGGUAUUCCGCAAGAGGGAGCCAAGACGUCCAAGAAAAAAGCACCCAAAAAGGCUGCUGCGACGAAAAAGUCAGCGACAGCAGAUAAAACACGAAAGACGGCGAAGAAGCGGAGGAAAGCGCAUGCGAAGGAAGCUGUUGAGGAGUUGAGUGAUGACUAUGACGACGACGAUGCAGUGGGUGUAGUCGCGCCAACGCCAACUACGAUCGAGUAUCCGCUCAUUCCAGAGAGCGCGUCGUCUAGGAGAAUACCUGAACAACACGUUGAGACACUGGCGCGAAUGCUCAAGGAUUGGCGUGCGAGCGUGUGCGAUAGCGAGAACGUCAUGCCGUACCACAUUCUCACGACUGCAGGCAUUGCGUCGAUUGCGAAUUCGGUUCCCGUUUCGAACGCAGAGCUUCUGAAGAUCGACGGUAUUGGACGCAUUCGCGUGAAGAAGUAUGGCGAAGCGAUCAUCGGGAUCGUCAAGAACCAUCUCGAAAAGCACAACCUGGUACCGACUCCAAUGCCGACAUCGCGCUCAAACAGCGUGCUGGACAGCAUUGACGCAAUGGACUCUGACGUCGAGAUUGUCGAGGCGCCUCCGAUUCCGAAGUCGUCCCCAUUUUUUCAGGGAAAGGGAAAUGCCGCAACGGCAGUGACGUCUGCCCGGCCUAGCAGCGAUACAAGCUGUGCUGUGAUCGACGUUGGUGACAGCCUCAACGAUAUCGAUUGGGAUGCGUGGGACGCGGACGUGUUGAGCCAAAACGCGAGUUCAGGAGCGACGAGUGCUAGUCGCAAACGGUCAAUAGGCGUCUCAGGAGCGACUCAGACUACAAAAAAGCGAUCUACCUGA
Hyaloperonospora brassicae is the source of this 3789-nucleotide messenger RNA. The record is from the annotation of a GenBank genome assembly. NCBI's taxonomy places the organism in Eukaryota, Oomycota, Peronosporomycetes, Peronosporales, Peronosporaceae.